Zea mays is the source of this 1412-nucleotide messenger RNA. RefSeq lists its product as uncharacterized. The record is from RefSeq and is a predicted model, not a curated record. NCBI's taxonomy places the organism in Eukaryota, Viridiplantae, Streptophyta, Magnoliopsida, Poales, Poaceae. The coding region runs from base 252 to 1025 and encodes 257 amino acids. Gene Ontology annotation, cellular component: recycling endosome membrane; trans-Golgi network membrane. The transcript is spliced from 11 exons. Gene Ontology annotation, biological process: protein transport.
AGCGCGGGGACGCAAAUGCAACGCAACAAGCACACCUGCACCGCAUGAGCAGCACCCGAAAUUCCAAACCCACUUCGUCAAGCAACAACACCGGCUAAAAAUUAAAGGAGGCAGCGCGUAGCAGUUGGUCGCCACCGUCACGUACACACGCUCACGUUGGAGGCUGGACUCCGCCCCCGUGCUGCUCUUCGCCUUGCCUUUCUCCGCCGGAGACCCCGCCGCCUCAGCUGCCACAGGAGGAGGAGGCAACCAUGGCGGGGAGGUACGACCGCAAUCCGUUCGAGGAGGAUGACGUCAACCCCUUUGCGGGAGGAAGUGUACCUCCUGCUUCUAAUUCUCGGAUGUCAGCACUUCCUCAUGAACCAGCUGGCUUCUACAAUGAUCGUGGUGCAACAGUGGACAUACCUCUUGAUUCAACGAAGGACCUAAGUAAAAAGGAGAAAGAACUGCAGGCAAAGGAAGCUGAGCUAAACAAACGGGAAAGGGAGCUGAAAAGAAAGGAGGAAGCUGCAGCCAGAGCUGGUAUUGUCAUUGAAGAUAAGAAUUGGCCACCCUUUAUGCCCAUUAUUCAUCAUGACAUUUCGAACGAGAUACCAAUUCACCUGCAAAGGAUGCAGUACCUGGCGUUUUCUUCACUAUUGGGAUUGACAGCUUGCCUCUUUUGGAACAUCAUUGCAACUACAGCAGCAUGGAUUAAAUCAGAAGGUGUCAUGAUCUGGUUGCUAGCAAUCAUCUACUUCAUCUCUGGUGUCCCUGGGGCCUAUGUGCUUUGGUAUCGCCCGCUUUACAAUGCGAUGAGGACUGAAAGUGCUUUGAAGUUUGGGUGGUUUUUCUUGUUUUACCUUCUCCAUAUCUUAUUCUGUGUCUGGUCAGCUGUGGCUCCUCCAUUUCCAUUCAAAGGAAAAUCCUUGGCAUAUUUUACUUCAUUGGAUUUGGAAUGUUCUGCCUUGAAUCACUGCUCAGCAUCGUUGUCAUUCAGCAAGUAUACAUGUACUUCCGUGGAAGUGGAAAAGCUGCAGAGAUGAAGCGAGAGGCGGCCCGUGGUGCUAUGAGGAAUGCCUUUUGAUAGAGCGACCUAGGCGACUGGAAGAGACACGGUGUGACAAUGGGUAACUACGUUAUGUACAUAUGCUGUUCGUCUCUGAGAUUACUUAUACUAGCUUAUAGCCUUCUUGCCUUCAUGCAAUGUAUACCACCUACCACCGGAGCUUGAUCUCUUACCUAGGUUCAGAUGUGCUUAUAGGUAACUAGUUUUUUUUAUACAUUUCCUACAUGAUUUGUACUCUUAACUCGCGAGACAAUUGUUGUUGUUCUUUGGAUCUCGAGUGAUUCUUUGCACGGCCUGAAACCACUUGGUCUUGAACUUUGUCAGAUUCUUGCUGAAGUGGAUAUUCAGGUCAUCUUUUUUUUUC